AUGGGCCGACUUCUCGAGCUCACCUUCUCCGGCGGUCACCUGCGUCGCCUGGAGCAGGAGCGCAUGGUUCCGGGCUUCCAGGCCCAGCGCCUGCAGCCCUCGCGCAAGCCACGCGUAGUCAUUGUGAAGAAGGAGAAUGUAGGCUUUGUGCCACGCGCUCAGCGGCAGCCGAAUGUGGCAUGGUGGCACCAUUCGCUCUGUGAUGGGGCCCUCACCGUGAAGGACCUCAAGGAGCUCAUCUACGUUGGCGAAGAUCCAAGAACCGGUGAGAACAUUUUUUCCUCUAUGGCAGACAACCUUGCUGGGCGUCGACUCUCACAGCUGGUCUGGGCGCCGUCCAAGGACGGGUACGUGUUCGAGAUGUCGCGGCCGGAGCAGGCGGCCUAUGGCCUCGCCAUGUCGCUUAUCCGCUGGCACGCCUCCAGCCGGUUUUGUGCCAACUGCGGCACCGCAACGGACCCGGCGCGCGAUGUUGGCCUCAGUCGGUUUUGCCCCGAGUGCGGAAAGCAGCACUUCCCCCAGCUUGUGCCCGCCGUGCUGGUGGCGGUGCUGGACGGAAAGGGCAACGUCAUCCUGUCGCAGCGGCGCAAGGAGAGCAAGGUGCUGACGCUGCUCUCUGGAUUUGUUCUGCACGGCGAGUCGGCCGAGGAGACGGUGCGGCGUGAGGUGGAGGAGGAGAGCGGCGCCAGCGUGAGCGAGGUGCGCUACAUCGGGUCUCAGCCGUGGCCGCACCCGUACCUGAUGAUGAUGUGCUACUACGCGGUGGCUGACGCCUCACCUAGUCUCGUGGUGGAUGCCUCAGAGCUCGAAAAGGUGAUGUGGGUGAGCAAGCAGGACGUGCGGCGUGCGCUGGAGGGGCAGCACUUGGACAUUGAGCUGCGUGGCCCAGGCACCACGCCGUAUGCAAUGCUGAAGCCGUGGGUCGACGGGAAAGUCGAUGACCGCGGGCGAGACACGAAGCCACAGAGCCAACUCUGA
Molecule: messenger RNA, 978 nt
Organism: Leishmania mexicana MHOM/GT/2001/U1103
Lineage: Eukaryota; Euglenozoa; Kinetoplastea; Trypanosomatida; Trypanosomatidae
Product: mutt/nudix family protein-like protein
Exons: 1
Coding region: 1-978 (325 amino acids)
Biological process (GO): NAD+ catabolic process; NADP+ catabolic process
Cellular component (GO): cytosol
Molecular function (GO): NADH pyrophosphatase activity; metal ion binding
Source: RefSeq, a predicted model, not a curated record